UCAUUUAUCAAGUUGUGAUAAAUUUUUGUCCGCAUUAUAAUAAUUAUCAAGACUGAUAACUCUAAUAAUUAAAUUAUAAUUAAUAAAAGUAUUAAAUCAUGGUUGUACUGAGUAAUUUUUUGGCACCUCAAGAAGGUGUUCGACAUGAAGAACAAAACACGACAGUUUAUAUCAACGACAGGGAGGUGGGGAAAGGUACACUUUACAUAACAGAGAGUUUACUGUCAUGGGUAAACAACACAACACAGCAGGGGUUUUCUCUAGAGUAUCCUCACAUUUCUCUCCACGCAAUCUCACGAGAUCAACAAGUUCACCCUAGACAGUGUCUUUACGUGAUGGUUGAUGCUAAAGUUGACCUUCCUGAUGUUGAAGUCGUGCAACAGAAUGAAGAUAAUUCUGGAGAUGACGACGAUAACUCAGAGACCGUGAUGACUGAAAUGAGGUUCGCACCCGACAACGUUCACAACUUGGACGCCAUGUUCCAAGCGAUGAAUGUUUGCCAGGCAUUACAUCCUGAUCCUAAUGAAAGUUUUUCUGAUGCUGAAGAAGACAUUUAUCAAGAUGCUGAAGAAGAUGAAAAGUACGGAGAUGCAUAUGAAGUUGGACAUGUCGACGCUCCUUACAUUUUACCUCCCGAGCAAAUAGGAAAUAAUCAAAACGGAAACGGAAAUGGAAACGAAAAUGGUAAUGAUGUCGAGGACAUGGACAUCGAUGCUGCUAGGUAUGAAGACGCUGAAGACGCCGACGACUCGUAAAAUAUUAAUGACUAAACUUCAAAUCGAACUGGCUAUAAUCAAUACUGCACUUUGAUAGUUUAGAUCAAUGCUACUCACAGCAGUAAUUAAUAUAUCAAAAAAAAAUUAUAAUAACAACAUGAUACAAAGAAAAAGUAUUCCACCCUAGAAUAUCACUUAAAACAUUAAUUACAUUAGUUACUGUACAAUUAAAACGUACAAUGCAUUUUUUUUCUUUUUCAAGCACUAAACUUUAUUUAUAUUCAUUUUGUACAUGGCAAUAGUGUCUCAUGAUAUGAGAACAAUAAAAUCAUUAACAUGAUAACACUGACAGUUAUUAAAUAGCAUGGCAUAAAUUCGUUUUUUAUUUUAUUAUUAUUUAAACUUAUGUUUUAUCAACAAUUACUAUUCAUUAGCAAUUAGUAAUCACAGAGUAAGAUUUUAUUUUUUCUUUAGUCUAUUUUAAUUUUUUUACUCUAAUACUUAAUUACAUUUAAGUUAUUGAUGAUAAAAAAUAAGUACAUCUUUGGGUACUAUUCGUAAAAAAUAAAAAAAAAAAUUAUACAACUAAAUAUUUUAUUAAUUAAUCAAAUUAACAUUUAUUUAAAUUAAUUUUUUUUUAUAUGAAAUAUAUUCGUAAACAAAAAAGAAAAAUAUUUUUUAAUAAUAAAUUUCUUUGAGCUCAA
Messenger RNA from Microplitis demolitor, 1420 nucleotides. RefSeq names its product methylosome subunit pICln (gene icln). Gene Ontology annotation, biological process: chloride transport; mRNA cis splicing, via spliceosome; cell volume homeostasis. Gene Ontology annotation, cellular component: spliceosomal complex; pICln-Sm protein complex; methylosome. The transcript has 6 exons. NCBI's taxonomy places the organism in Eukaryota, Metazoa, Arthropoda, Insecta, Hymenoptera, Braconidae. The record is from RefSeq and is a predicted model, not a curated record. Bases 99 to 755 code for a protein of 218 amino acids.